Arachis ipaensis is the source of this 1842-nucleotide messenger RNA. NCBI's taxonomy places the organism in Eukaryota, Viridiplantae, Streptophyta, Magnoliopsida, Fabales, Fabaceae. The record is from RefSeq and is a predicted model, not a curated record.
AUGAACUUCAUGGCCACAUUGCAGAACAUGGCUACUGCUAUGCAGGCCACUGCUGAGGCACUUGGGCAGCAGAUGAACAACAAUAAUCACAGUGGGGGAAAUGGCAGAAACAGGACUCAAGGUCCAAUGACAUUGGCGACCUUCUUAAAGGUCAAUCUGCCAAAGUUCAAGGGAACUACCAAUCCAACCGAAGCCAACACUUGGUUUCAAGCUAUGGAGCGAGCACUACAAGCACAGUUGCAGGGUGAUGACCCUAUCACCUGGGAUGCCUUCCAGGAAGAAUUCUACAAGAAAUACUUUUCGAACUCUACUAGGACGGCCAAGGAACUAGAGUUACUGCAGCUGAAGCAGGGAACUAUGUUUGUAUCUGAGUACACAGACAAGUUUGAAGAGCUGUUCAGAUUUUCCCGCAUGUGUCAAGGAGCUUCGGGAGACUUCAAGGAGUGGAAAUGUAUCAAGUAUGAAGGAGGGCUCCGAAGCGACAUCUACUGUUCAGUGGGGCCUAUAGAGAUCAAGACUUUUUCCGAGUUGGUAAACAAGAGCAGAGUUGCCGAAGAGUGUGUGAAGAAGGCAGCUGCUGAGAGAGGGAGUCAGAGGGGACCAUUCCCACAGAACCGAGGGAAGGGUUUUGCUCCUAGAGGUCCGCCUUUCAAGCGGGGAGGCUUUGUACCACAGAGGGCUCAGGGUCAGAACAGUUUCAGAAGUCCUAACAAUAACAACAACAAUGCUUCGGGGAGGAGAUUUGGGAAGCAGCCUCUGAAUGAGCAGGCUUGUACCAAAUGUGGAGUUACCAUCCUAGUGUUCCGUGCAAGGCUAGAUGGGGAUUAUGCUACUCAGGUGGUAAGCCGGGGCAUAAAGCCUCCAACUGUCCAGAAAACCAGAGACAAGGUGCUGGGAGAGCACAACAGCCUAGUCGGGUGUUUACUACUUCAGCUGUGGGUGCCGAGGGGUCCGAGGCCCUUAUCCGAGGUAAAUGUGAAAUGGCUGGUGUAUAAUGCCACCUAUGAAGCCAUGGUAACUAGGCUAGGAUGUCCACAAGUUUCGUUUAGGGUCAAGCAGCGUGAUUUCAUACAUGAUUUAAUUUGUCUGCCGAUGAUCGGUCUUGAUCUUAUAUUGGGGUUGGACUGGUUAUCUAAGAACCAUGUUCUACUCGAAUGUUCCGCAAAAUUAGUGUACUUCAUGCUGGAAGAUACAGAAGGGCCGGUGGUGCUUGAGCAGAUUUUGGUUGUGCGUGAGUUUUCGGGGCUAUUUCCCGACGAUAUAGAUGAAUUCCCACCUAACCGAGAGCUUGAGUUUGCUAUUGAGUUCGUACCUGGAACGGGGCCAAUCUCGAUUGCCCCUUACCGAAUGUCACCUUUAGAAAUGGCUGAGCUUUUGUCUCAGCUAGAGGAUUUGUUGGAAGAAAGAUGGAGUAUGCGGCUUUGUGUGGAUUACAGGCAACUGAACAAGGUCACAAUCAAGAAUAAGUACCCACUGCCAAGGAUUGACGAUCUUAUGGAUCAGUUACAAGGAGCCGGAGUUUUCUCCAAGAUCGACUUGCGAUCCGGUUAUCACCAGAUAAGGGUGAGAGAGGAGGACAUCCCUAAGACCGCUUUCAGGACUCAUUACGGUCAUUACGAGUACACUGUAUUGUCUUUUGGGCUGACAAAUGCUCCUACAGUGUUUAUGGAUUAUAUGAAUAGAAUUUUCCGUCCGUUUUUGGAUAAAUUUGUUGUUGUCUUCAUUGAUGACAUACUGGUUUAUUCCAAGACUGAAGAAGAGCAUGCAGAACACUUGAGGACCGUGUUGCAGAUACUAAAGGAAAAGAAACUCUAUGAGAAACUAUCAAAGUGCGAGUUCUAG